AAGCUUCUAUUUUUUUGUUUGUUUGCUUGGUAAUGUCGUACAGGUCGCAUGCGAUGCUGCCUCAAACAGAGGCAUCGCUUCAACACAUUCUCCAUCACCGUGCACAAUACUUACAAGACCGCCUUCAACGCCAUCUCCCGCGAAAGCCAUUCGUGGUUGGCGUGUCUGGCUGUCAAGGAAGUGGAAAGACGACACUUUGCACUACACUGGAAUACCUCUUGAAAGAUGUGCCCUAUGGACUCAACGUUGUGUCCUUUUCGCUGGACGACGUGUACCUGGAUCACAAUCAGCAGCAGAGACGCGCAAAAAGCGAUCCUGACAAUCGACUAGUUCAAUUUCGUGGUCAGCCUGGAUCCCACGACCUCGACUUGGCGUGUGAGACCUUUGAGACUCUUCUGGAAGACAGCCGCCCGUGCCCGAUACCUGCUUACGACAAGAGCGUAUUUGGAGGUCUGGGAGACCGAAUUGAUCCCACUCUUUGGCAAACCACACAGCCGCCUGUGGACAUUAUUCUGUUUGAAGGAUGGUGUCUCGGAUUCAAAUCAUUGCCGGUAGAGGAAGUGUGUGAGCAGUACAGAAAAGCAAAAGAAGAUGGUGCUUCCUGGACCGCUCAUCCGCUGCAGCACAUUCUUGGUCUCAAUGAAAGUCUGGCGGCUUACGAGAACACUAUCUACAAUUAUUUCGAUAUCUUUAUUCAUCUCUCGCCUGAUGACCUACGGAAUGUUUACCAAUGGCGAUUGGAGCAAGAGCACGAUUCCAUUCGUACUCGAGGUGUUGGUGGACUAAACGAUGAGGCUGUGUACACCUUUGUAGACACCUAUAUGCCCGCAUACAGCUUGUAUCUUCCUCGUCUGGACUCCAUUGGUUUUUAUGGAUUUACCAACACUGUCCACCCAUACGAAGGUAGGGUCCGUGCCGACCAUGGUUACAGUGGAACGCAGCGACAUCUCAGAUUGUUGCUCGAUCAUGAUCGUCGAGUGAUUGGACAAACAUUGAUAAAGGAACACGAUCCACAGCAACCUCUGAUUUGGGCUGAUUAUAGUCGGCCAUUGCUUUUUUUGGUGGGGAUGGUAGGAAUGGCAGGACUGAUGAGAUACUCAUGUCUAGGACGAGUAUUGGACAUUGCUAAAAAGGCUGGUCGUCGGUUUCGAACAGGUGGGAUGACUCAGUCUUUGUCUCAAACGACGACCCUCCUGGAGAUCUUCUUCUGCUUGUCUUCUGAUACGUCCAAUCCGAAUGACGCGGGUGAACCUUACAGGUAUAGUCCCAUCAUAUCUCAGAUUGUUAAGUAUAUGUCGGAAGUUCAGGACAGCAGCAAGGUCCCGAUUCCACAAACGAUGCAUAACUUCUGA
Molecule: messenger RNA, 1352 nt
Organism: Phycomyces blakesleeanus NRRL 1555(-)
Lineage: Eukaryota; Fungi; Mucoromycota; Mucoromycetes; Mucorales; Phycomycetaceae
Exons: 2
Coding region: 33-1352 (439 amino acids)
Cellular component (GO): cytoplasm
Molecular function (GO): kinase activity; ATP binding
Source: RefSeq, a predicted model, not a curated record